Molecule: messenger RNA, 783 nt
Organism: Theobroma umbraticum
Lineage: Eukaryota; Viridiplantae; Streptophyta; Magnoliopsida; Malvales; Malvaceae
Product: F-box/kelch-repeat protein At1g16250-like
Molecular function (GO): protein binding
Source: RefSeq, a predicted model, not a curated record
UCAUCGGCGGAGGUGUAUGAUCCUGCUCUUGACGAAUGGACUCCAUUGCCAAGCAUGAGCACAUUGAGAUACAAGUGUGUAGGAGUGACAUGGCAAGGGAAAAUCUACGUGGUGGGUGGUUUUGCAGAAAGAGGGGAUUCGGACCUAAACAUGCUGACAUUUUCUCCGCAGCGUAGCUCCGCUGAGGUGUUCGACACCCGAGCGGGGAGGUGGGACCUCGUCGCUGGGAUGUGGCAGCUCGAUGUGCCACCUAAUCAGAUUGUCGCGGUGGACGGCAAGCUGUUCAGCUCUGGGGAUUGUCUCAAGCCCUGGAAAGGUCACAUUGAGAUGUACAAUGGGAUGCUUAACAUGUGGGAUGAAGUGGAUGGAUCUUGUUUCCAAAUCUCCACAUCUUCAGGCACCAAUGAUGAGCAUUGGCCACCGAUGGAACGCCUUUACUUAACAAUGGCACCGAUAGGAACCCAACUAUAUUUCUUGGCAGGGUACCGCAUGGCCGGUGAAUCAUCCCGAACACUUUCAACAGUCUAUAUAUUUGAUACAUCGGCAACGGUCGAUGCAUGGAGGAGCUUAGCGCCAAUGGAGGAAGAAGGCGAGAAAGAGCUGUGCAGUCACUGUUGUGUUGUCCAACUCUAUUAAGCAUUCCAGCGACUGCAAGCAAUCUUAACCUAGCCAUCCUCCAUUGACAUAAACCAAAAGAAGACAAAGAUUUCUAUGCCAGCAGUUUAGUGAUGCUUGUCCAAAACUAGAAAGAAGCCAAGGGCUCCCUUGUCAUGAUGAUGUCUG